Molecule: messenger RNA, 3288 nt
Organism: Balaenoptera musculus (blue whale)
Lineage: Eukaryota; Metazoa; Chordata; Mammalia; Artiodactyla; Balaenopteridae
Gene: RGS5
Product: regulator of G protein signaling 5
Exons: 5
Coding region: 81-626 (181 amino acids)
Source: RefSeq, a predicted model, not a curated record
CGGUUUUGAAGUUUUCAAAAAGACUUACUCUGCUGAUAAGGACUUGUGCUCAAAGCUGAGGACCUAAGCCACUUGCCAAAAUGUGCAAAGGACUUGCAGCCUUGCCCCACUCAUGCCUGGAAAGGGCCAAGGAGAUUAAGAUCAAGUUGGGAAUUCUCCUCCAGAAGCCGGAGUCUGCUGGUGACCUUGUCAUUCCAUACAAUGAGAAGGCGGAGAAACCAGCCAAGACCCAGAAACCCUCGUUGGACAAGGCCCUGCAGUGGCGUGAUUCCCUGGACAAGCUCUUGCAGAACAACUACGGACUUGCCAGUUUCAAAAGUUUCCUGAAGUCUGAAUUUAGUGAGGAAAACCUUGAGUUCUGGAUGGCCUGUGAGGAUUACAAGAAGAUCAAGUCCCCUGUCAAGAUGGCUGAGAAGGCAAAGAAAAUUUAUGAAGAAUUCAUCCAAGCGGAGGCUCCUAAAGAGGUGAAUAUUGAUCAUUUCACGAAGGACAUCACAGUGAAGAACCUGGAGGAACCUUCCCCAAGCAGCUUUGAUGUGGCCCAGAAGAGAAUCCAUGCCCUGAUGGAAAAGGAUUCACUGCCUCGCUUUGUGCGCUCUGGGUUUUAUCAGGAGUUCAUCAAGUAGCAAUGUAGUUGGUCUGUGAGAAUCAUCCUGAGAGUUAUUUCCUCCACAAUAACCCUGCACUUUCCAGCAACCCACAUAUUUUCCUAUAGCAGCUUGCUCAAAGACUCUCAAACAGAAAACCCCAGGGAGUGUUGCUUCCUCCUUUGCCCACAUUGUUUUGGAUGUUUAUCUAUUGCCCAAAUGCCUUCCUUUUCCAAUUUCCUCUUCCUGCCCCCAUUCUUAAUUAAGCUCUACUCUUGUAUGUUGUUGUGAAACUCAAUCAGAACGACAGAAAAAAAUCUAUCAAAGGAAAUAUAAGACAAGAAUAUGAUAUCAUUGAAUGUAGGUCCAUUUGGUUUAGGUAAUGGAUCUCCGCCUAAAUUGGUAUGAAAAAGAAUGUGGAUGUGGAAAGACCAGUUUCAACUGAGACUAAUUGAUCUCAUUUUUUAAAAAAUUCUGAUCCAUGAGGGGGUCACCCCUCUCAUUAUUUCUGAACUUGGUUAGUAAAAGUUGCUAAGAAUUUUAUGAGGCAGCCACUAUUGGAUUUUUUAAGCAAAUACAUUGUUAAAAAAUACUGAUCUUCUUCUGAGAGCAUCUUUGUGUUAGCUAGAGAUUAUAAACAAGAGAUAUAGAUACAUAAAUAUGCUGUGUUUAUAUAAAAUCGAUCUGAACACCACCCAUAUAGCUUCUUUCCCUAUACUUCCCUCAUCCCUUCCCAUGCAUAAAGUUAUCAAAUUCUGUAUUAAAUCAAUGACCUGAGAUUGACAAGGGACUACUUUAUAAAUGUAUCUAUGCCUCUAGUAUAUAGGCACAAAGUUUCAAUUUUCAAAUUAGUUAAAAUUCUUGUGAGUAUAAAAUUCCAAAAUUUCUGACUCCAAUCAUAUAAAACAGUUGCUACUCAUUGCAGUGGUCUCCCACCUCAAUAUCAAGAGGGCUGUACACUAAGAUGGAAAAACCUUGUCAAGCCUAAAAUGAUUAGUUGUCCUAUGAUGCCAUCAGUUUGUUUACUAAGUGACGAUUAUCUUUAAAACACCAAAUUAUCUUUGGAAAACUUAAUUUGACUAAAUGCAGAGACGUUCUAAGUGAGAUAGAAUUUUAAAGUACCCUGCAUUUUGCAAAAUAAUCUGAUCUUUUAGCAACCCCUCACUUCCCUCCCUAUUUUGCUCGCUGCAUUAAUGAAUUGUAUUUAUAGUCAAAAUGCACAUUUAUACCCCUAACAUGCCUUACACACAGCCAAUUGAUAAGCCAUGGUAUUUUUUUAGUAGGUUUAAACUUUUAAUUCUGUAUUUCAUUAUUAUAAGUCUCGCUAGAAUUUUUUUCUUAUCUUUAGUAGAUUUGAUUAAGCAAUGAUUUACUUAAUCUAGUAAUAAAGAGAGUCAAACUAUGUAUGAGUAUAACCAAGGUGAGGACACUGAGUUAACUAAACAAGUAAUUUUUAAAGGAUUAAUAAAAAUCUGAAAUGUUUAAGUAGAAGACUACAUUGUUUAGUCUUGUAUUUACUCCUUUUGUUUCUUUUUUUCUUUCACACACUCCUAGUUUCACAUGUUUGUAGCCCAUUUAUUCAGCUAAUUCCUAAGAAUAUUGAAAGUGAAGCAACUAUAUGACUGUAUUCUUUGAGUAAACACUGACUGUAUUUGUUGGGUUUUCCUUUUUUUUUUUUGGUAUUUCAAAGGCUAAUGUGCCCUUCCUGAAUACUUGCCAUUUCAAACUCUGAAAAUGGGUCGGAGUGACUGGGUCUCUACUGCCAACUCUUGCUAGUCUGGUAUGAGUUCAUUCAUAUUUGUCAGUAUUGCUCACUUCAAAGAAACUCCGUCAUCAAGCAGUCGGCAGCUAGGCCAGAUCAACAUUGUGAGCAUGAAAAAGAAGUUCUCACCAUGUCUAUUCGUGUAGGAGUGACAAGCAACUCACAACAAGAAUUCCCAGCACAACCAUCCUCAGCAUCUGUCUGUGCUGCCCCAAAUCAGUAUAAAAUCACCAAUGCUUUACUUGCUAAUGCAGCUAGAAAAUUUAAGACCUGAAGAAUCUAGGUGAGUUAUUUUUUUCUUGAAUGCCAAAACAUUUUUAAGAAAAAUUUUGAUGUCAUUAAUAUUUCAAAUAUUUUAUUCAUAUUAUUUGAAACAACAAAAUGUUUGAAAAUACCCAGAGAAUUAACUGGAGAUUACAGAGUUCACCAAGAUGGUUGAUGUGACAAAGACUCGGACUGACUGUAUUCACAAAUUGACUGCACAUCCUAUGUAAGUGGGUAGACUUGUCAGUGAAGGAUAAGAAGGACCUUCACCUUUUCAUAAGCUGAACCCAGGAGACAGAGGGCAGGAAAAGCACCAGGAGGGCAACGCUGUAAAGGCUAUAAGAAGCAUGAAUGCCUUGCAGUCAACCAGUGACAUGUAAUAUAUAUGUAAAUAUGAUUUUAAAUUUAAAGCAGUACACACACACACACACACACACACACACACACACACACACACACAUACUCUCUUCUAAAUAAUAAAAUUAAAAGGAAUACAAAUAUCACAGCCCCAAAUGAAAAAGCAAAUGUAUAAAAAUUGCCCUAGAAAAUUCUUUGAAAUCUUUGGUGUUUUUAAACUUAGGAAAAAAACUGAGCUACUAGAAGUUGCUAUAGUAGCACAAAAUAAACAUUCUUUUAAAUUUUGGGAAAUUAGGAAAACUGGGAUGAUCUUUCCAG